ACGAGUCACAUGACAGUCAAGAUGGCGACCGCCGUGCAUGUUGUGGUGUUGUCGGUGUUGUUGUCGGUGGUUGGAGGUGAAGAUGCAAAUAAGGUCAACGUUCACGCCGUAUAUGAUGAAACCAGUGGACGGUUCCAGAUACGUGAGGGACUCGACACAAAGCAUGCCCUGGCUUGGGCACAGUUCAUCAACUCUGUCAAUGAGACUGGCUGGGGUUAUCUUGAAGUCGGCACGCUGUAUCAUGAAUACCAUGCCAAGUACAACGACUCCAUGUUGGCCUACGCUGCCGGCUUGGUGGAGGGCUACGUCACACGUGACCUCAUCACCAUGCACUGGGAGAACACCAUGGCCGGCUACUGCGAGGAACCUUACUCCGCCUACUGCCGGCGUCUGCGCGACUUCCUCGAGACCAACUUAAACUGGAUUCGAACCUCCAUAAAAAACAACCCCAAUGACCCCUACUGGCAUCAGGUGGAGAUGUUCUACACCCAGCUGCGGGGGAUGUCCGACGGCUACAACAAUGACCCUCAGAGGCCCUCGCUGGACAUAGAUCCAUUCGGGUUGUACAUGUUCCAGAUCAGCGACGACGUGGAAGACCUGGAGAUAGCGCUUCACAAACCCGGCGUCAAGGUCGACCAGCCACGACGUGGUCACUGUUCCGCCAUCGUCAAGCUCAACCCCAAGUUCAAGGACGUCUUCGUCUCCCACAACACGUGGUCCCACUACAAAACCAUGGUGCGCAUGCUCAAGAGAUACACCCUUCAGUACAGUCUGACUGACGCCAUGCAGGGUAUGCUACCCAUGGGCAGCGUUUCCGCGUUCUCCUCCUACCCCGGCUACCUCGUCUCCUCCGACGACUUCUACGUACUCUCCUCCUUGAUGGUCUCUAUGGAAACAACCAUCCCCAACAACAACCCCGCCCUGUACCAGCACACGAAGCCCGAGGGGUGCGUGUUGGAGCCCGUGAGGGUGUGGGCGGCCAACAGACUUGCCACGACGGGACAGGAGUGGGUGCUUAACUUCACCCGCUACAACAGCGGCACCUACAACAACCAGUGGAUGGUUGUGGACCAAAAGUUAGUCCAAGAAACUAUACCCCCGGGGGUACUGACGAUCGUAGAGCAGAUGCCGGGCUACGUUGAAUAUGCAGAUGUGACUGACGUCUUAACGAAGAACACCUACUGGGCCAGCUAUAACAUUGCAUAUUUCCCUAAGAUAUUCAACAUGAGCGGCCAACAACAGUUUGUCGACAAGUAUGGGGACUUUUUCACGCACGACAUGUGCCGCCGUGCUCAGAUAUUCCGCCGCGAUCACCACAACGUCAAGGACAAAGAGACGCUGUAUCAAUUAAUGAGGUACAACGACUUCCAACACGACCCCCUGUCUAAGUGCAACUGCACCCCUGGGUACAGCGCCGACCUCGCCAUCGCAGCUCGCGACGACCUGAACGACGAAACCGGGACCUACCUCUACGACGACCUGGGAUACGCUUUGGAGGGAGCUAUAGACGUGAAGAUGGUAGAGACGUGGGAGAUGCAGUGGCUGUUGUUUGAUGCCGUCUCGGGGCCCACGUCUGACCAGCAACCGCCGUUCCAGUGGUCAAAGGUCAAGGACGCAGACGAGUACCCCCACUUCGGACAGCCAGACAUAUUCAACUUUAAACCAGUGUCAUUUAACGGAACACUAAUACCUCCUACCACGCCCGCUUGGUACCCAGAAACAUGACAUACAGUCAAACCUCGUUUAUCCGGACGGUACCGUUCAGUGAAAUCGUCCGGAUUAACAAAUGUCCAGAUUAAUGAAUCAGGUUACUAAUUAUUUUGAUCGUCACAAAUGUCCCUAACAUAACAGGUUUACAGAAUAAACGAAAUUUCAAUGUAUUCAUGUUACUAAAUAAGAUUUUUUAUUUAUAUUUUCUAGCUCAAGUUUUUUAAUGUUAUGUUAUGUAUCGUAUAAUAAAAUUAAUCAAUAUUCUACCACGACUAUGAAGACUUCGUGACUAUGAUUGGUCAAAAGAAGAUUAAAAUCAGGUCAAAAUCUUGUCGAUUAUGGUUAUGUUUUACGGGGGACCAAUUGGUAUAUAAGUACAAAUAACCAGUUAAUCAGUUUUUUGAAAAACAAGUUAGUUCCGCGUUUUUGUCACUAUUUCUAUCACCUGUCACCCCUACAAUGGAAGAUGUCGUGUUGAUUUGCUAAAUGACUUGGUUGAGUCCAAAUCAGUCCAAAUAUGCAACACGUGGUGUCGAAACGAAGGAUAUAUCAAUACAUGGUUAUUUCAUCAGUAUUCCUUUUGAAAAACGAUGUCUUUUUGAAACCAUUAUUUUGAACUAGUCAAGUAAAUAACAAGUAAUUCAUCUUGAACGUCUAUACGUUUGGUACUGCCUGUGACCCCUUUUCGGCAGGUUCUACGAUAGCUGGCAUAUUUGCCCGUGUGUACGCUUACAUGUGUCGUGGUAGAAUGAACAUAUUUCGUAUUUAUACAUUGAAAACCACGCGCUAAAGCUUUCGGUUCCACAUUAAUAAAGGAGGUAUCUAAUCUACGGUUAGAUGACCUCAAAUUUCAAAACAAAGUAGGUUUACCUUCUAAUUUAAGACACCUGUUUGAUGAUGGGUGUUUCGUUUUGUUUAUCAGUAAGAUGUCAGAUGUAAUCAAUUAUUACCUUAAACAGUCAACGAAAUAAUCAUGUUAAUCUCUCUCAUAUAUGCAGUUGUUGUUACUGAUAAUCCUCCACCUACUAUAUAUAUUUUGUACCAUGUUUAUUAUUCUGCCUUGCUUGACAACGGUAUUAGGAUCUUUUCCGAAACGUCACCAUUACAGUAAAAUAAAGAAGUUAUCCAUAAA
Molecule: messenger RNA, 2842 nt
Organism: Haliotis rufescens (red abalone)
Lineage: Eukaryota; Metazoa; Mollusca; Gastropoda; Lepetellida; Haliotidae
Product: putative phospholipase B-like 2
Exons: 11
Coding region: 10-1725 (571 amino acids)
Biological process (GO): phospholipid catabolic process
Cellular component (GO): extracellular region
Molecular function (GO): glycerophospholipase activity
Source: RefSeq, a predicted model, not a curated record